Messenger RNA from Panicum virgatum (switchgrass), 1450 nucleotides. RefSeq lists its product as uncharacterized. The transcript has 5 exons. The record is from RefSeq and is a predicted model, not a curated record. Lineage: Eukaryota; Viridiplantae; Streptophyta; Magnoliopsida; Poales; Poaceae. Bases 102 to 500 code for a protein of 132 amino acids.
GCUAUGGGUUCUGGGCUGCUUUGGUUCGGGUUGACAAUUUAGAUGGGUCAAUUUGGUCUGCCUCCCAUCGUCCUAUCCUCAUCACCCUUACGGUGCCAUCAAUGGCGGCGGCGGUGGCGGCGCAGCAGCCGCCGCUCGCGCGUGAGGGUUCGACGGUCGCUGCUGCCUGCUGCGACCAGGGAGCUCGCCGUCCUUGCACCCCCGGGACUAGGGAGCUCCUCGUCGCUGUAUCUUCGUCCGUCUGUCUUGUUCGGAUUCGGAGAGGAAUCUUGCCUCCGUACACGUGCUCGUUGUUUUCCGUUGCUCCUGCUCGUUCGCUGCGCGUGAGGCUUCUUGGAUUAACCCCUUGGGACUGCUGCAAGUUUCGUUUGGCUUCUGGGCAUUGUCACGGCUAUUUGGACUCCGGCCUCGGUUCUCUUGACCAUUUCCUUUCACUUCUGGGCACCUUCACGUGUCUUACACAUGCUGCAAGAGGUGAAUUCAUUUUUACGACAAUUUGAACCACUGGCCGCCACCUCUUGCUGUCUCAUAGGUUGUUUUUGCAUCCAAUUAAGUUCCUAUUCAGUCAUAUAAAUAAUGACUGACACUCUGCACUUACUUUCUCCCUGUUUUUCCUAUUUCCUUUUGUCACAUUCUUGCUUCGUUCCCGUCCUUCAACAUGCCAAACUGUAUUUCUCUGACUUUUAUUUAUCCCUCACCUGCUCGUGGUCCUCCUCGCUGCCUCUGCAGUGCGGAGUGAUUCAUAAUUCCUUAAUAUUCCAAAUUUAUUUCCGUCAACAAAUUUGCGAACAACACUUCCUUCAAAAUCUUAUUUUAAAUAAAGCAACCAGGAGGCGGAGAGAAGGUUACCAUGUUCGUCGUUGGUGUCAGUUAUAUGUCUCUAUUGCAAUCUGUGGCAACUCGAUGCUUGUUGCCAUAUGUGUCUACUGUUUGUGAAAUCAGUGACGACAAGACUGUGCUUUAUGGGAUAGAAAUAGAACUGCACACACCAAACCUACUGUUAGGCGGGCAAAAAAAAUUUCUGGGCAUACGCCCAACCAGAUGCAAUAUCUGGUUACGAAAAAGCUGCUUUGCAGGCAGUACGGUACUUACAGUCUAUAUAUGGGUUCAUCGUCGCCGAUUAUAGCUUCGAAGGAAUGGUUGUUUACAGAAAAUUUGUUGAAGCUAUUACUACUGCUACACCCGCCCAAAUGCCUGCUGACUUUUUCAUACAAGGAAACAGAAUGCCGCGUAGUUUGCCUCAUGCCUUUGAGCUGUCGCCUCUUGCGCGGCAUUUCUCAGCGAGGAACAAAUCUAUGUAAUUUUUUAUUCUUCUGAAUUUGACUUGCAACUCUUCGUCUGAAGCAGCAGUACAUGGUAUGUUUAUAUGCUGCUGUCUUGUACCACUACCACAGAUUUUGCUACCUUCCCAGAGCUACUUGCUUUAUUCAAACGCAGCAAGUUUGCCUUC